AUGAGCGAAAAAGCUACGGUCGACGCUCCCGCUCCCGCUCCCGCUCCCGCUCCAGAGCAAGACCAACAACCCGACACACCACCAUACUCCAUCUUUACCCUCAGCGAAAAACGCCGGAUAGUCUUCCUCGUCGCAUAUGCAGGCCUCUUUUCCCCUCUCAGCAGCUUCAUCUACUAUCCCGCACUGUUCAACAUCGCCGAGGAUCUAAACAUCACACUCACCAUGGCCAAUCUGUCGAUCACAACCUACAUGCUUGUAUCCGGAAUAGCGCCUUCCCUGUUGGGUGAUAUGGCGGAUACCAUGGGCCGCCGACCGCUGUUUCUGUUUGCUAUUCUUACGUAUACGGUUGCUAAUGUGGGGUUGGCGGUUCAGAGGAGUUAUCCCGCGUUGCUUGUGCUGAGGAUGGUGCAGAGUGCGGGGAGUAGUGGUACUAUCUCUUUUGGAUACGCUGUUGUCAGUGACAUUGCUACGCCUGCUGAGCGAGGUGGGUAUAUUGGAGCAGUUCUACUGGGUCCGAACGUAGCGCCCAGCCUCGGUCCCGUUUUGGGUGGCAUACUCGUCCAAUACGCCGGAUGGCCUUGGAUCUUCUGGACCCUUGCAAUACUAUCCAGUGUUAACUUCUUCAUACUCGCCAUUACGCUCCCAGAAACCGCUCGCAAAAUCGUCGGAAACGGGUCAAUCAUGCCUACACGCCUUUUGAACCGUUCCUACCUGGCGCAGAUUAAGCUCAAGUCGAAAAAGUCGCCAAAAAUAAGCGCUGAGAAUGAGAAGACUGCUCAGCCAGUGCGAAUGCCCAGUCUCAAGCCUUGUUUCAAAGCACUCUGGCAGAAAGAGAACGCACUGAUCAUGCUCAUUAACGGCCUAUUUUAUAUGACUUACUGCUGCGUUCAAGCAUCGCUAUCAACUCUCUUCAUAACAAUAUACGGUUUCGAGGAACUGUACGCUGGCUUGAUAUAUAUUCCGUUCGGAGUUGGUUGCGCUUUGGCUUCAUACACUUGCGGUAAGUAG
Alternaria ethzedia is the source of this 1008-nucleotide messenger RNA. RefSeq lists its product as uncharacterized. Gene Ontology annotation, biological process: transmembrane transport. Gene Ontology annotation, molecular function: transmembrane transporter activity. NCBI's taxonomy places the organism in Eukaryota, Fungi, Ascomycota, Dothideomycetes, Pleosporales, Pleosporaceae. The record is from RefSeq and is a predicted model, not a curated record. The coding region runs from base 1 to 1008 and encodes 335 amino acids. The transcript has 3 exons.